AUGACGGGCUCCGAUCUCGUCGACCAUUCUCCCCGCCAUCCCACCAAAGCCGCGCAGUUGGCCAGCGCCUCGAAUGUUAUUCUCAUCGAUAACUACGACUCUUUCACCUGGAAUGUGUAUCAAUAUCUCGUCCUAGAGGGAGCCACUGUUACGGUUUUUCGCAAUGACCAAAUAACUCUGGAAGAAUUGAUCUCGAAGAAUCCGACUCAGCUGGUCAUUAGCCCUGGGCCCGGUCAUCCCGAGACGGAUGCUGGAAUCAGCAAUGCUGCGAUCCAGCAUUUCGGCGGCAAGAUUCCUGUGUUCGGUGUAUGCAUGGGGCAGCAGUGCAUGAUUACAUCCUUUGGUGGGAAGGUCGAUGUCACUGGUGAAAUCUUGCACGGCAAGACAUCAGUUCUGAAGCAUGAUGGCAGGGGUGUCUAUGAAGGCCUUCCCUCCUCGCUUGAGGUGACAAGAUAUCACUCGCUGGCAGGAACCCAUGCAACUGUUCCAGACUGCCUGGAGGUGACAUCUUCUGUCCAGUUGAACGAUGGUAGCGGCAAAGAUAUCAUCAUGGGUGUAAGGCACAAACAGUUUGCAGUGGAAGGGGUCCAGUUUCACCCGGAGAGCAUCCUCACAGAGUAUGGUCGUACCAUGUUCAGGAACUUCUUGAAGCUUACUGCGGGAACUUGGGAAGGAAAUGGCAAAACACCCUCUGCUCCGGCCAAAGUGAACGGCACCUCCACCGGAGUCGAUAAGAAGAUCUCUAUUCUAGAAAAGAUCUACGAUCAUCGCAGAGCAGCUGUAGCUGCUCAACGGCUGAUUCCAUCGCAACGGUUUGAAGACCUUCAGGCUGCAUACAACCUCAGCAUUGCUCCACCGCAAAUAUCGUUCCCUGCUCGUCUCAGACAGUCACCCUAUCCGCUAUCGUUGAUGGCAGAGAUCAAACGUGCCUCUCCAUCCAAGGGCAUGAUUGCCGAGACGGCUUGUGCUCCUGCCCAAGCCAGGCAAUAUGCUAAGGCAGGAGCUAGCGUUAUUUCUGUCCUCACCGAGCCUGAAUGGUUCAAAGGUAGCAUCGAUGACCUGCGAGCUGUCCGCCAAAGCCUGGAAGGGUUGACUCACAGGCCUGCUGUUCUCCGGAAAGAGUUCAUAUUUGACGAAUAUCAAAUACUGGAGGCCCGUUUGGCUGGUGCAGAUACCGUACUACUGAUCGUGAAGAUGCUUAGCGUCGAGCUUCUCAUUAGACUCUACAAAUAUUCUCGUAGUCUUGGGAUGGAGCCUCUUGUUGAAGUGAACACCCCUGAGGAGAUGAAGAUUGCUGUUGACCUGGGUGCUGAGGUGAUUGGUGUCAACAACAGGGAUCUCACAAGCUUCGAGGUCGAUCUCGCCACCACCAGCCGAUUGAUGGACCAGGUGCCCGACAGUACCAUUGUUUGUGCUCUAAGUGGUAUUUCAGGGCCAAAGGAUGUCGAAGCUUACAAAAAGGAUGGCGUCAAGGCAAUUCUUGUCGGGGAGGCACUGAUGCGGGCUUCGGAUACAUCUGCUUUUGUCGCCGAACUCCUUGGCGGAAGAACAGAAGGCAAUUCCAAAACGGCACAAAUCCCACGCUUGGUCAAGAUUUGUGGAACUCGCUCCGAGGAGGGAGCGCGAGCGGCAGUGGAAGCUGGUGCAGAUUUGGUCGGCGUCAUCCUCGUCGAAGGUCGUAAACGUUGUGUUUCUGACCAGGUCGCUCUGCGCAUUGCUCAAGUAGUGAAGUCGACGCAGCGUCCUGACAGCCUGCCUGCCUCUGCGUCACAAGAAACAUCGAGUUCUACUUCCUCCGACUUCUUCGAUUGGUCCACCAAGAUUCUCCGCCAUCCCACUCGAGCCUUGCUUGUGGGUGUGUUCCAAAAUCAACCACUAGCAUACGUACUAGAAAAGCAGCGAAUUCUAGGUCUGGAUGUCGUACAGUUGCACGGCGAAGAACCCAUUGAGUGGGCCAAUCUCAUUCCAGUGCCUGUUAUUCGCAAGUUCUCUUUGGGCGAACCUGGUAUCGCGCGCAGAGCGUAUCACAACCUUCCGUUACUGGAUUCUGGGGCAGGUGGCUCUGGUGAACUUCUUGAUCAAUCCCGCGUGCAGAAAGUUCUUGACAGCGAUGCUGGUUUGCGAGUCAUUCUUGCUGGUGGCUUGGACCCUACCAACGUUUUCGACAUCGUCCGGAAGUUGGGUGAGUCUGGGCGCAAGGUUGUCGGCAUAGAUGUCAGCUCUGGUGUGGAGUCUGAUGGCUCACAAGAUCCUGCCAAAAUCCGUGCUUUUGUGCAAGCCGUGAAAUCCAUCUAA
Aspergillus clavatus NRRL 1 is the source of this 2295-nucleotide messenger RNA. RefSeq names its product bifunctional anthranilate synthase/indole-3-glycerol-phosphate synthase. The coding region runs from base 1 to 2295 and encodes 764 amino acids. Lineage: Eukaryota; Fungi; Ascomycota; Eurotiomycetes; Eurotiales; Aspergillaceae. The transcript has a single exon. Gene Ontology annotation, molecular function: phosphoribosylanthranilate isomerase activity; anthranilate synthase activity; indole-3-glycerol-phosphate synthase activity. The record is from RefSeq and is a predicted model, not a curated record. Gene Ontology annotation, cellular component: cytosol. Gene Ontology annotation, biological process: L-tryptophan biosynthetic process.